AUGACUAAAAAUACUGGCAAAAAUUCGUCAUGUAUUCGACAACCUGGGAAUGGACACCCAAUUCACUUACAUGUACCUGGUGAUACACCGAUCCAUCUCCAUGUCAAUAAUAAAACACAGGUAUCUCGCAUGCCUGGUUUGGCGACUCCAAAAACACCUGACACUAGUCAGUCUCAAGCACCAUGGGUCCCACCACCAGGAAAAACAAGUUCAGGGCGAUACGUAUACGACCCGACACGUCGCGUAAGAAUGAAGUCUAAUGAAAGGAAACCCCGAUCACGUUCUGUGGAAUCUGUUAGUGAUGUACACAAGGAUAUUAUACAGUUAAAUGAUGUGGAAUCUGAUAAAGAGCCACAAGACCAGCACUUUAAACAAUUUAGUUCCCAUGAUACUAUUUCGAUGCAAGAGCAACCAUAUAGUUCUGUGAAGCAUAAGGAAACAAUUAAGCCUACCUAUAUCGCAGGAAAGAACAAGGGUUUUGAAGACAGACUAAGUGAUGGAUCAUUGUUGGCAACUGUGGUUUUAGAUGAAUGGAUUAGAGACUUGGAUACUGCGACUAAUCAUAUUGCGAAAUCAGCAAGAAAUAUAGUAGAUUGUCUAGAACAGGUAGCAUAUGAAGGAAGAUGUGUUGACUCACAUGAUAUGUCACGUCUUGUUCAACCACGGGAUGAGUUAUUAUUACAUGCUGAAGUAGCUGGGUGUGCAGGACGAGAGUUAUGUCGCUGGGCUUCAAGUAUUCAACAACAACAAGAUCAAAUUUUAAAUAAUCGCUUAGCUCAGACGCAAAACCGUGAAGCCACUUUAACCUCUGAAGUUCGACAUUUGACAGAGAAACUGGGCCGAAUGGAAGUUGAUUUGGAAUUAGCUCGAAAACAAUUGAAUGAACAACAAAAUGAAAGUUUAAAAUUCAAUACAGUACAUGAAUCCAUGGAGUCUGUUAAAAACCACUUGCAACGUCAACUACGUCAACGUGAAUCAGAAUGCAGCCGUUUGUCUGUUCAAGUACGUAAUUUGGAAACUCGUCUAGCAGAACAACAAGCACAGAAUCAAGCUCGUCUAGAAACAGCUGAAGUCAGUUUAGAACGUAUGCGAGAAACAAAAGAAGCAUUGAAACGAGCUGCUAAGUCACAAAAACGUCGUGCAGAUGAAGCUGAAGAAGCAUAUCGUGAAAUUUCCCACAAACUUGCUACUCAAGAGUCCAUUAUAGCUGGUUUUCAGACGGAAUUGGAAAACUGUGCUCUUAGAUCUAGAGGCCGUAGCAAGGAGCGCCAGUUAAAUGAUGUAGGCAUUAUGCAUGAUGGUGGAAUGGUGGAUUCAAAUAAAUCUAUGUAUGUGAAUGGCGAUAAGAGUCUAAGAGAGGAAAAUCUCCGAUUACGUGAAGUAGCGUCGAAAUGCGAACAACGUCUACAUGCAGCUGAAGAAGAACUACAGCAUCUGCGUACUAGUUUGUCCACUUGUGAAGCUUUACUAAAUGAUUAUCACGGAGAUGCUGCAAUGCAGGCUAGUCGACUACAUACGUUGAAUGAACGAUUAAAAAAAACAGAAUCUGACAGAGAGCGUAGUCAGAUUCAGUUGGAUGAUGUAGAACAAAGAUUGCUUGAAGCAGAGCACCGUAAUCGUAUUCUAGAGGAUGCGUUACAAUCAAAGGAAUCCCAGAAAGGCGACUAUGUGGCCAGCACUCCGGUCAAUAUAAAACAAUCAUCCAAAGUAGGAGAAUGCGACCAACAAUUGCUUUUGGAUCAUGAGGAUUAUUCUGGUCAAAACAGUCAAUUAAAUGGAGGUUCUAAUAUAGGCUUAUUAAAAGAUCAAAAUAUAACAGGCACAACAAAUAAUGAAUUAAUUCAAGAACUAAGAAGAGAAUUAUGUGAAGCUCAGAACGAAAAAAAACAAAUAGAAAAUCGUACUGAAAUACGUUUAAAUGAUUUGAGAGCUCAAUUGAAUCAAGCUGAUGCAACGAAUCGAAGUUUACAGGCAUAUUUAACAUUUUUAAAGCGUUCAUAUGCUAGUGUAUUCCAACCAGACAUGUUAAUAAAUCCUUCAUUAAUCAGUCCUUGUCAACCUAUUGCAUGUUCGUUAACAACUCAAAUGACUGCCAAUAAUACAAUAUCGAAAAAUACACAUCGUGAAUGCGUAUAA
Schistosoma rodhaini is the source of this 2136-nucleotide messenger RNA. The record is from the annotation of a GenBank genome assembly. Lineage: Eukaryota; Metazoa; Platyhelminthes; Trematoda; Strigeidida; Schistosomatidae.